AACCGCUCACCAAUCGACCGCUUGAUUGGAGGAGAUAAGGCUAUCCGCCGCGGUCGGAUCUUUGAAUUAAAAAAAAAAAUAUUAUUAUAGGCCUUUACGGUAUUUAUAUUACAUUUUGCACAAUGCGAUGAUAACGUCACGCAGGCAUUGAUAUUUAGGUUUGAAGAUAAUUUAAAAAAAAGACGAUGCCUGGUGAAGCGCGGUUCCAUCAGUGCGCCUCUAUUGCAGGUCAUCUGAAAACAACAAUAGAUAUAUCAUGUCGUGUUUGAGCGUCGCAUGCAGCGCUGUUAUUGUCCUGUUCGGAGCGGUUUGCAGCGUUUUCAUAUUCUGUGAGUAUCUGAUUUAUUACGCCGCGAUAUUACAGUGUGGUUGGCCUGGGAUCGACCAUGGUGCCCCGGCGAGUGAGAGGAGCGCAGACGGCCAACCAGAGCCGGAGGUUCUCCGCGCUAUGGUGCUGUCAGACACGCAUCUCCUCGGCGCUGUCGGAGGGCACUGGUUCGACAAACUGCGAAGGGAAUGGCAGAUGGAACGAGCUUUCCAGACCGCCCUGGCCCUGCUCCGACCUGAGGUCGUCUUUAUACUGGGGGAUGUGUUCGAUGAGGGGAAAUGGAGCUCUCCGAAGAACUGGGAGGAUGAUGUCUGUCGCUUCCAGAAGAUGUUUAGACAUCCCAGUGACACAGAGCUGGUAGUUCUGGUUGGAAACCACGACAUCGGCUUCCACUACGAAAUGGACUGGUUCAAGUUACAGCGCUUUGAGAAGGCCUUCAAUACCACCUCCACCAGAAUGGUCACCAAGAAAGGAGUGAACUUUCUGUUGGUCAACAGCGUGGCGUUGCAUGGUGACGGUUGUCCUAUCUGCCAAUCAGUGGAGAAACAGCUUCACACACUGUCCAGGGACCUCAACUGUUCACUACUACAGAAUUCUCAGUCCAGCAUUAUAAGAGAAUACUGCCAAGACGCGUGGACCUAUCCUUCUACAACACCUAUCAUCCUGCAGCAUUACCCUCUGUACCGGGUGAGUGAUGCGGGCUGUACGGGUCGGGAUGCUGCUCCUCCUGAAGAGCGCCACCUGCUGUUCAGAGAGAAGUAUGACGUGCUGUCUCAGGAGGCCUCUCACAGGCUGCUGCAGUGGUUUAAGCCCCGCCUGGUUCUCAGUGGCCACACCCACAGUGGUUGUCAGGUUCUCCAUGACAACAAGUACCCAGAGAUCAGUGUUCCGUCCUUCAACUGGAGGAACCGCAACAACCCCAGUUUCAUACUGGGUUCGUUCUCCUCCAGUGGUUAUGGCCUGUCUAAGUGUUUCCUUCCAGAGGAGAGUACAGUGAUAGCCCUCUACUGCUCUACAGGAGCCAGCCUCCUCUUCCUCCUCCCUCUGGUCCACUGCCUGUGGAUGCGAGGCCUUUUCCGGUGCCUCAUCCUCUGUCCAAUCAGCAAACACAAGUUUCUCUGACGGUCUCAGGUAGAGGUUGUCCCUGACUGCUGAAUGAUACAGGGUGAGAUAUGGGCUACAUCCCAUCUCAAAUGGCACCCUAUUCCCUAUUAAGUGCACUACUUUUAACCAGGUUAGCCCAUAGGUGCUCUGGUAAGAAGUAGUGUACUAUGUAGGGAAUAGGGCGCAACUUGGGACGUAGCCACGCUGUCCUCCCCCUAAAGCAGAGGUGGCUGGUGCUCCUGCCCUGGGAGGCUGCCGUGGGUUUGCAGGGUUGUGCUCCACCAGGUCAUGUGAACACAGGACCAAGUCUUGCUGUUUUGCUGACAGGUUUGUUAGAGUAGGGCUGAAACAAAAGCCUGCACACCCAGUAGCCUUCCAAAAGGAAAAUUGGUCAUCCUGUUGGGAGGUAAAGUAAUCUGACUCUAGAUCUGUAGUUAAGGACAGCCUCUACCUGGAGAGAACCUGUGUGACCCCCUCCCCCCCCCCACACACAGAGACUUGGACCUUUUUGAAAUUCUGUAUUUUUCUUUCUUUCAAGCUGUGAAAUUCCACAUUCCGAAAAGAACAAAGAACAGAGUUCAGGAUAGAGAACAGGGGUCAGGAUGGAGAACAGGGGUCAGGAUAGAGAACAGGGGUCAGGAUAGAGAACAGGGGUCAGGAUAGAGAACAGGGGUCAGGAUAGAGAACAGGGGUCAGGAUAGAGAACAGGGGUCAGGAUAGAGAACAGGGGUCAGGAUAGAGAACAGGGGUCAGGAUGGAGAACAGGGGUCAGGAUGGAGAACAGGGGUCAGGAUAGAGAACAGGGGUCAGGAUGGAGAACAGGGGUCAGGAUGGAGAACAGGGGUCAGGAUGGAGAACAGGGGUCAGGAUAGAGAACAGAGUUCAGGAUGGAGAACAGGGGUCAGGAUGGAGAACAGGGGUCAGGAUAGAGAACAGGGGUCAGGAUAGAGAACAGGGGUCAGGAUAGAGAACAGGGGUCAGGAUGGAGAACAGGGGUCAGGAUAGAGAACAGAGUUCAGGAUAGAGAACAGGGGUCAGGAUAGAGAACAGGGGUCAGGAUGGAGAACAGGGGUCAGGAUAGAGAACAGAGUUCAGGAUAGAGAACAGGGGUCAGGAUAGAGAACAGGGGUCAGGAUAGAGAACAUGGGUCAGGAUGGAGAACAGGGGUCAGGAUAGAGAACAGAGUUCAGGAUAGAGAACAGGGGUCAGGAUAGAGAACAUGGGUCAGGAUGGAGAACAGGGGUCAGGAUAGAGAACAGGGGUCAGGAUAGAGAACAUGGGUCAGGAUGGGGAACAGGGGUCAGGAUAGAGAACAAGGGUCAGGAUGGAGAACAUGGGUCAGGAUAGAGAACAUGGGUCAGGAUAGAGAACAGGGGUCAGGAUGGAGAACAGGGGUCAGGAUGGAGAACAGGGGUCAGGAUAGAGAACAGGGGUCAGGAUGGAGAACAGGGGUCAGGAUAGAGAACAUGGGUCAGGAUGUAGAACAGGGGUCAGGAUAGAGAACAAGGGUCAGGAUGGAGAACAUGGGUCAGGAUAGAGAACAUGGGUCAGGAUAGAGAACAGGGGUCAGGAUGGAGAACAGGGGUCAGGAUGGAGAACAGGGGUCAGGAUAGAGAACAGGGGUCAGGAUGGAGAACAGGGGUCAGGAUGGAGAACAGGGGUCAGGAUGGAGAACAGGGGUCAGGAUGGAGAACAGGGGUCAGGAUAGAGAACAAGGGUCAGGAUGGAGAACAUGGGUCAGGAUAGAGAACAUGGGUCAGGGUAGAGAACAGGGGUCAGGAUGGAGAACAGGGGUCAGGAUGGAGAACAUGGGUCAUGAUAGAGAACAGGGGUCAGGAUGGAGAACAGGGGUCAGGAUGGAGAACAGGGGUCAGGAUGGAGAACAGGGGUCAGGAUGGAGAACAGGGGUCAGGAUGGAGAACAGGGGUCAUGAUAGAGAACAGGGGUCAGGAUGGAGAACAGGGGUCAGGAUGGAGAACAGGGGUCAGGAUAGAGAACAGGGGUCAGGAUAGAGAACAGGGGUCAGGAUGGAGAACAGGGGUCAGGAUGGAGAACAGGGGUCAGGAUAGAGAACAGGGGUCAAGAUAGAGAACAGGGGUCAGGAUAGAGGUCAGGACAGUGGAUCAGGAUAGAGAACAGACAACCUGAUCCACUAUCCUGACAACGCCAGAGGCACGGAGCCAGUGUUUUCAUACCCUCACCUUGUACAGAGAGUACUGGUCGAUGUCCUUGUUCUGGCGUUCGGAAAUGGACCAUUCAACUCCGAUGAAGGACAACUUCACUGUCAGUCAUCAAGAUGUUCCUCUCUUCGCACCAGGAAGUACAAGGUUCACUGUCAGUCAUCUAGAUGUUCCUCUCUUCGCACCAGGAAGUACAAGGUUCACUGUCAGUCAUCUAGAUGUUCCUCUCUUCGCACCAGGAAGUACAAGGUUCACUGUCUCCCAUCUUCCUCUGUGUGGCCCGUAACCAUAAAGCAACUCAGAGGAAGAGUGCUGAUCUAGGAUCAGGCUGUUUCUGUCCAGGUCAUCUUUAGGGGCUCCCGAGUGCCGCAGCGGUCUAAGGCACUGCAUCUCAGUGCUUGAGGCGUCACUACAGACACCCCGGUUAGAUUCCAGGCUGUAUCACAACCGGCCGUGAUUUGGAGACCCAUAAGGCGGCGCACAAUUGGCCCCAGCGUCGUCCCGGUUUUGGCCGGUGUCGGCCGUCAUUGUAAAUAAGAAUUUGUUCUUAACUGACUUGCCUAGUUAAAUAUAUAUAUAUAUUUUUAAAUAAUCUUGUUUAAAAGACUAACCUGAUUCUAGAUCAGCACCUACCCAGAGAGGCUUUGUGGGUAACGGGUCCUGAUCUCUAUUAUAUAUACUGAUACCAGAAGUGCAUGUCUUCAAGCAGCAUUUAAUGUAUUAAAGACACACGUCGCCCUGACAACGAUAAUGGACUUUUAUAACUGUUGUUUUCAUUCUUUUUUCUCCUCCUGUAUGCAAAUGUAUGUAAAUAUAUUUAAAUUCCUGAUGUAAAUACCAAUAAAGGGAAUUAUGUCAACAGUUU
Oncorhynchus kisutch (coho salmon) is the source of this 4477-nucleotide messenger RNA. RefSeq names its product metallophosphoesterase 1-like. Lineage: Eukaryota; Metazoa; Chordata; Actinopteri; Salmoniformes; Salmonidae. Gene Ontology annotation, cellular component: endoplasmic reticulum-Golgi intermediate compartment. The transcript has 9 exons. The coding region runs from base 257 to 1450 and encodes 397 amino acids. Gene Ontology annotation, biological process: GPI anchor biosynthetic process; endoplasmic reticulum to Golgi vesicle-mediated transport. The record is from RefSeq and is a predicted model, not a curated record. Gene Ontology annotation, molecular function: phosphoric diester hydrolase activity.